AUGGCGCCCUCGAAGACACCCAAGUUCGAGAUCAAGACGCCUAAGGGCACCCGAGACUGGUCCGGUCCGGACAUGGUGCUCAGGGAAAAGAUCUUCAAAACAAUCACCGAUGUCUUCAAACGUCAUGGUGGUGUUACCAUCGACACCCCCGUGUUCGAACUGAAGGGCAAAUAUGGCGAGGACAGCAAGCUCAUCUACGACCUGGCGGAUCAGGGUGGUGAGCUUUGCAGCUUGCGAUAUGACUUGACCGUUCCCUUCGCCCGGUACUUGGCGAUGAACAAGGACGUCACUCAGAUCAAGCGCUAUCACAUUGCCAAGGUCUACCGCAGGGAUCAACCGGCAGUGAAGAAGGGCCGCAUGCGAGAAUUCGGCGUAUACGAUCCCAUGAUUCCGGAUGCUGAAAUUAUCAGGAUCAUCAACGAGGUCUUUGAGGGUCUUGGCUGGCAUGGGAAGUACACUAUCAAGCUCAACUCCCGCAAGAUUCUCGACGGCCUUUUCCAAGUCUGCGGUGUGCCGGACAAUCUCAUCCGCCCCAUCUCCUCUGCCGUGGACAAGCUCGACAAGAUGCCUUGGGCCGACGUCAGGAAAGAGAUGGUUGACGAGAAGGGGUUGGCCCCGGAGGUUGCCGACAAGAUCGGGACUUACGUGGUUCUCAAGGGGAAGCGAGACCUCCUCGAGAAGUUGAAGCAGGAUGAGGCCUUGGCGGCAAACCCAUCGAUGCAGCAGGGCUUCGCAGACAUGGAUCUUCUCUUCACUUAUCUUGAGGACUUUGGGGCCGACCACACUGUUUCUUUCGAUCUGUCGUUGGCCAGAGGCCUUGAUUACUACACAGGCGUCAUCUAUGAGGUGGUAACAGAAGGUUCUGCGCCUGCUGUCUCCGCAUCAGGGGAGGCCAAGGAAAAGCAGGCUAAGAAGAAGGGUGGUAAGCCCGGGGAUCCUGAGGAGGACCGUUCCGACGACCCUACGCUUGGAAUAGGGUCUGUUGCUGCUGGUGGCAGAUACGACAACCUUGUGGGCAUGUUCUCCGGCAAGACGCAAGUGCCCUGCGUUGGUAUCAGCUUCGGCAUCGACCGUAUUUUCUCCAUCAUCCAGGCCACCCAGAAGAAGAAGGAGCGGCGAAACGAGGUCGAAGUCUUCGUCAUGGCGUUCGGCGGCGGCAAGGACUUUACUGGGCUGCUCAAGGAGAGGAGUCAGGUCUGUGCCCGUCUGUGGGACGCAGGGAUCAAGGCCGAGUUCCUCUACAAGGUGAAGCCCAAGCUCCAGAACCAGUUCAAAGCGGCCGAAGCAAACGGCGUGCCAUUUGCCCUUAUUUUGGGUGAGGACGAACUGGCCCAAGGAAAGGCGAGGUUCAAGGAGAUGGGUCUUCCCGAGGACCACCCGCUGAAGGAGGGCGAGCUCAUCAGUCUUGAUAACCUCAUUGAGGAAGUGAAGACACGCCUCGCGCGGAAGCAGGAGCUUGACAGUAUCACACAACAAGCCGAGGGCCUCAAGGUCGUUGGUGGGGUUAAAGGGGAAGAUGUCAAAGCUCCUGCAGAAACGGCUCAGUCUACCGAGUAGUCUCAUUCUUCCCCGGAGACGGAGCAGCCGUGAUGCCGAUGUUGUCUCAGUCGCUAAUGUCGUGCAAGUUCCGGGGGCCCAGCGUUCUCCAAAGGAACGGGUACGGUUUGCAUGGAGAGCGUAGAUUUGGCAGCGCCAAGUACGUCCGUACAUAGACUUCAAAAAGAUAGACUACCCCUUUUCGAGU
This is a messenger RNA of Thermothelomyces thermophilus ATCC 42464, 1744 nucleotides long. RefSeq lists its product as uncharacterized. Lineage: Eukaryota; Fungi; Ascomycota; Sordariomycetes; Sordariales; Chaetomiaceae. Bases 1 to 1557 code for a protein of 518 amino acids. The record is from RefSeq and is a predicted model, not a curated record. Gene Ontology annotation, biological process: mitochondrial translation. Gene Ontology annotation, cellular component: cytoplasm; mitochondrion. The transcript is spliced from 15 exons.